AUGCAUCUCAUCUCAUUCAUCAUCUCAGUCUUCUGGACCACCGCCUCAUCUCGAAUCUGCCCCAGCAUCGACCUCAGAAACAACCUCGUCUCCCUCGACCUCCUGAGGGGAUGUCGUGUCGUGGAAGGCUACGUCAGGAUCGUGCUGAUGGAGAGAGCUGUCGAAACGGACUUUGAGAACCUCACUCUCCCCGAGCUCCGGGAGAUCACUGACUACCUCAUGUUCUACCGGGUCAACGGACUGCGGACGAUCGGGAGGGUGUUUCCCAACCUGGAGGUGAUCGGUGGCCAUAGGUUGUUCGAGGACUACGCCCUCGUGGUGUACGAGAUGUUCCAGCUGCAAGAGCUAGGUCUGCACUCUCUCACUAGUGUCGUGCGUGGAGCGGUCCGCAUCGAGAAGAAUCCCUGUCUUUGUUACGUGAACACCAUCAACUGGGAGCUGAUAGCGAAGUGGGACCCUAUCAAGAACUAUGUGGCCAAGAAUAAAGACCCCAGUGAUUGUCCAGGCUGCCAGGCUGAAUGUCCCCACGGGCUGUGCUGGAGCCGAAUUGAGUGCCAGAUCCAGCCAGAGUCACCCCACUGUUAUCACCUGUGUGUGGGUGGAUGUUCUGCUCCUGGACCUAGAGGCUGUCACUCCUAUAGGAGAGCUCUCAAUAGACUGAGUGUCACUAAACAAACCACUAAUAUUGUGUUGGAUCCAGUCAGAGUCACCCCACUGUUAUCACCUGUAUCCAGCCAGAGUCACCCCACUGUUAUCACCUGUGAGUGGGUGGAUGUUCUGCUCCUGGACCUAGAGGCUGUCACUCCUAUCCAGCCAGAGUCACCCCACUGUUAUCACCUGUGUGUGGGUGGAUGUUCUGCUCAUGGAUCUAGAGGCUGUCACUCCUGUAGAAGAGUUCCCAGUACACUGAGUGUCACUAACCUCACCACUAAUGUUGUGUCAGAUCCAGCCGGAGUCACCCCACUGUCAUGCCCUGUGGGUGGAUGUUCUGCUCCUGGACCUAGAGGCUGUCACUCCUAUAGGAGAGUUCUCAAUAGACUGAAUGUCACUAAACUAACCACUGAUAUUGUGUCAGAUCCAGCCGGAGUCAGACUGAGUGUCACUAAACUAACCACUGAUAUUGUGUCAGAUCCAGCCGGAGUCAGACUGAGUGUCACUAAACUAACCACUGAUAUUGUGUCAGAUCCAGCCGGAGUCAGACAGAGUGUCACUAAACUAACCACUGAUAUUGUGUCAGAUCCAGCCGAAAUCCAGCCGAAGUCAUUCCCUGUGGGUGGAUGUUCUGCUCCUGGACCUAGAGGCUGUCACUCCUGUAGGAGAGUUCCCAGUAGACUGAGUGUCACUAAACUAACCACUAAUAUUGUGUUAGAUCUAGCCAGAGUCACCCCACUGUUAUCACCUGUGUGUGGAUCUAGCCAGAGUCACCCCACUGUUAUCACCUGUGUGUGGGUAGAUGUUCUGCUCCUGGACCUAGAGGCUGUCACUCCUAUGGAGAGUUCUCAAUCUAGCCAGAGUCACCCCACUGUUAUCACCUGUGUGUGGGUAGAUGUUCUGCUCCUGGACCUAGAGGCUGUCACUCCUAUGGAGAGUUCUCAAUCUAGCCAGAGUCACCCCACUGUUAUCACCUGUGUGUGGGUAGAUGUUCUACUCCUGGACCUAGAGGCUGUCACUCCUAUGGAGAGUUCUCAAUCUAGCCAGAGUCACCCCACUGUUAUCACCUGUGUGUGGGUAGAUGUUCUGCUCCUGGACCUAGAGGCUGUCACUCCUAUGGAGAGUUCUCAAUCUAGCCAGAGUCACCCCACUGUCAUUCCCUGUGUGUGGGUAGAUGUUCUGCUCCUGGACCUAGAGGCUGUCACUCCUAUGGAGAGUUCUCAAUCUAGCCAGAGUCACCCCACUGUUAUCACCUGUGUGUGGGUAGAUGUUCUGCUCCUGGACCUAGAGGCUGUCACUCCUAUGGAGAGUUCUCAAUCUAGCCAGAGUCACCCCACUGUUAUCACCUGUGUGUGGGUAGAUGUUCUGCUCCUGGACCUAGAGGCUGUCACUCCAAUGGAGAGUUCUCAAUCUAGCCAGAGUCACCCCACUGUCAUUCCCUGUGUGUGGGUAGAUGUUCUGCUCCUGGACCUAGAGGCUGUCACUCCUAUGGAGAGUUCUCAGUCUAGCCAGAGUCACCCCACUGUCAUUCCCUGUGUGUGGGUAGAUGUUCUGCUCCUGGACCUAGAGGCUGUCACUCCUAUGGAGAGUUCUCAAUCUAGCCAGAGUCACCCCACUGUCAUUCCAUGUGUGUGGGUAGAUGUUCUGCUCCUGGACCUAGAGGCUGUCACUCCUAUGGAGAGUUCUCAAUCUAGCCAGAGUCACCCCACUGUCAUUCCCUGUGUGUGGGUAGAUGUUCUGCUCCUGGACCUAGAGGCUGUCACUCCUAUGGAGAGUUCUCAAUCUAGCCAGAGUCACCCCACUGUCAUUCCAUGUGUGUGGGUAGAUGUUCUGCUCCUGGACCUAGAGGCUGUCACUCCUAUGGAGAGUUCUCAAUCUAGCCAGAGUCGACCCACUGUCAUUCCCUGUGUGUGGGUGGAUGUUCUGCUCCUGGACCUAGAGGCUGUCACUCCUAUGGAGAGUUCUCAAUCUAGCCAGAGUCACCCCACUGUUAUCACCUGUGAGUGGGUAGAUGUUCUGCUCCUGGACCUAGAGGCUGUCACUCCUAUGGAGAGUUCUCAAUCUAGCCAGAGUCACCCCACUGUUAUCACCUGUGUGUGGGUAGAUGUUCUGCUCCUGGACCUAGAGGCUGUCACUCCUAUGGAGAGUUCUCAAUCUAGCCAGAGUCACCCCACUGUUAUCACCUGUGUGUGGGUGGAUGUUCUGCUCCUGGACCUAGAGGCUGUCACUCCUAUGGAGAGUUCUCAAUCUAGCCAGAGUCACCCCACUGUUAUCACCUGUGAGUGGGUAGAUGUUCUGCUCCUGGACCUAGAGGCUGUCACUCCUAUGGAGAGAUCCCAAUCCAGCCAGAGUCACCCCACUGUUAUCACCUGUGUGUGGGUAGAUGUUCUGCUCCUGGACCUAGAGGCUGUCACUCCUAUGGAGAGUUCCCAAUCCAGCCAGAGUCACCCCACUGUUAUCACCUGUGUGUGGGUAGAUGUUCUGCUCCUGGACCUAGAGGCUGUCACUCCUAUGGAGAGUUCCCAAUCUAGCCAGAGUCACCCCACUGUUAUCACCUGUGUGUGGGUAGAUGUUCUGCUCCUGGACCUAGAGGCUGUCACUCCUAUGGAGAGUUCUCAGUCUAGCCAGAGUCACCCCACUGUCAUUCCCUGUGUGUGGGUAGAUGGUCUGCUCCUGGACCUAGAGGCUGUCACUCCUAUGGAGAGUUCUCAAUCUAGCCAGAGUCACCCCACUGUCAUUCCAUGUGUGUGGGUAGAUGUUCUGCUCCUGGACCUAGAGGCUGUCACUCCUAUGGAGAGUUCUCAAUCUAGCCAGAGUCACCCCACUGUCAUUCCCUGUGUGUGGGUAGAUGUUCUGCUCCUGGACCUAGAGGCUGUCACUCCUAUGGAGAGUUCUCAAUCUAGCCAGAGUCGACCCACUGUCAUUCCCUGUGUGUGGGUGGAUGUUCUGCUCCUGGACCUAGAGGCUGUCACUCCUAUGGAGAGUUCUCAAUCUAGCCAGAGUCACCCCACUGUUAUCACCUGUGAGUGGGUAGAUGUUCUGCUCCUGGACCUAGAGGCUGUCACUCCUAUGGAGAGUUCUCAAUCUAGCCAGAGUCACCCCACUGUUAUCACCUGUGUGUGGGUAGAUGUUCUGCUCCUGGACCUAGAGGCUGUCACUCCUAUGGAGAGUUCUCAAUCUAGCCAGAGUCACCCCACUGUUAUCACCUGUGUGUGGGUGGAUGUUCUGCUCCUGGACCUAGAGGCUGUCACUCCUAUGGAGAGUUCUCAAUCUAGCCAGAGUCACCCCACUGUUAUCACCUGUGAGUGGGUAGAUGUUCUGCUCCUGGACCUAGAGGCUGUCACUCCUAUGGAGAGAUCCCAAUCCAGCCAGAGUCACCCCACUGUUAUCACCUGUGUGUGGGUAGAUGUUCUGCUCCUGGACCUAGAGGCUGUCACUCCUAUGGAGAGUUCCCAAUCUAGCCAGAGUCACCCCACUGUUAUCACCUGUGUGUGGGUAGAUGUUCUGCUCCUGGACCUAGAGGCUGUCACUCCUAUGGAGAGUUCCCAAUCCAGCCAGAGUCACCCCACUGUUAUCACCUGUGUGUGGGUAGAUGUUCUGCUCCUGGACCUAGAGGCUGUCACUCCUAUGGAGAGUUCCCAAUCUAGCCAGAGUCACCCCACUGUUAUCACCUGUGUGUGGGUGGAUGUUCUGCUCCUGGACCUAGAGGCUAUCCAGCCAGAGUUACCCCACUGUUAUCACCUGUGUGUGGGUGGAUGUUCUGCUCCUGGACCUAGAGGCUGUCACUCCUGUAGGAGAGUUCUCACUCAUGAUGGGGAAUGUGUAGAGAACUGUCCUCAUGGAACGUAUCAGUACCUAAACCGGAGAUGCAUCAAGGCAAUGGAAUGCACUUCUAUAGACUUGCCCAAAGGACCACCAGGGACUGACACACUGAGAAAGUCUUCUUCCCAAGUCACCAAGUAUUUUGUGUUCAACGGCACCUGCACAGACAACUGUCCACCUGGCUAUGAGUUUGAUGCUGCUGGCACUACCUGUGUGCCGUGCAACGGGGGCAAGUGUCACAAGUGGUGCCACGGAUUGUCCAUCGAGAACAUCGGAGACGCCGAGAUGCUACGAGGCUGCACUCACAUCCAGGGAUCUCUGGAGAUCAGCAUCAGAACUGGCAAACCCAAGAGAGUGUUUGAAGAGUUAGAAGAGAACCUGGGAUCCAUCGAAGAGAUAGAAAACUACUUAAAAGUUGUAAGAUCUUUCCCAAUCAUUAAUCUCAAAUUCUUGAAAAACUUGACUGUGAUUCAUGGUAGAUCCAGUGAUGCCGGUUUUGGUGACAACUAUUCACUUUUGGUACUCGAAAAUCACAACCUCCAAGAACUUUGGGAUUGGGACACUAAACGUACUUUUAACAUUUCCAAAGGAAAAGUAUUUUUCCACUAUAACCCCAAACUAUGUUUGCAGCAUAUACAUAAGCUGCUUUCAGUUAUACAUCAUGACGAAAACGUCACUAAUUUAGAGGUAGGGAAAGAUUCAAAUGGUGAUAAAUUUCCAUGUAAUGCUACUGAAAUUAAUCUCAAGGUUGUUGAUCGGUCCCAUAGUUCAAUACAGAUACGGGUUCCCUACCUUCAAAUCAAUUAUGAUACAACUAUUUUGCGCUAUGUAGUGUACUACACCAAAGCGCCAUUCAAAAAUAUGACAAUGUUCGAUGAUCUAGACCAAUGUUCUGAUUACGGUUGGAAAACUAAAGAUAUUGCUGUGGAUCCGUAUGACAAGAGUUUUGAAGAAAACGGAUUCAUUGUUGAACUGAACGACCUUGAGCCGUACACUCAAUAUGCAUUCUAUGUCACAACAUAUACAAUUGAUCGUUUCGGGGCCAAAAGUUCUAUUUGUUAUGAAACAACUCUUCCAUCAACACCUUCAGAAAUCGCUCGACUAGAAGCAUUCUCCAAAAAAAGCUCUGAAAUCUUUUUGCAAUGGGAGCCUCCAAAAUAUAUUAAUGGUAAGUUUGAGAAAUAUGUAAUAACAUUAUCGCCCAUGAACUACGAUGAAACACCCAUUCGACUCCGUAAUUAUUGUGAUAACCCAUUGGAUCACAGGAAUGAGGUAGAAUCAUACAUACCACGUUUACUUGAAGCUGAAAACAAGCAAAACAAUAGCUGUUGUUCUACAAAAACUAAAAAACUGAUUUACACACAAAAAGAAGGCCUUGAAAAACAUUGCUCAAACCAUGAUUACUGCAAAUUACCAAAGACAUAUUUUGAUAAAGACCCAUUAGCAUUUCAAGAAUCUUUUGAAUCUUGUUUUUAUUCUUACAUAUAUGAGGAUCCUUUUGUAUAUGUUUCUAGUGAAACGAAUAUGACCUCUCUGAAGAGACAAGAAAGAAACCUUUCUGCCGAUAACAAUUUAUCUCUUAAUGAUGGUAUCUACAAUGUGUAUACAGCUGAUGUCAAGGCAACUUCCUCUAACUUUACAAUAACCAAUCUUUUACAUUUUCAAGAUUAUCUCAUUAAGAUAAAAGCUUGCAGGUAUUCACAAUAUCCCAACGAGCCAGAUAGUCUACGAUGUAGCAAGACUGAUAUAGUUACUGUAAGAACCAAAAAGGAUGAAGAAGCAGACAGGAUUACCGGUCAUUUGACUCAUGAAGUUGUAAAUGGAACUGUAUUUGUAUCUUGGAUAACCCCUCCUCAUCCAAACGGGCUGAUUGUAGCUUUUGAAGUUGAACAUAGACAUACAGUACUGGAUAACAUGAAUCCAAUUGUAUCAUGUAUCACCCUUUCUGAGUAUGAGAAUUACAGGAGACGAUAUUCCAUCGUAGGUUUAGCUGAAGGCACUUACAAAGUUAGGGUUCGAGCAAUUUCUUUAGCUGGCAAAGGACCCUAUUCAAAAUAUAUACGUGUAGAGAUUUCAAGCAGACUUUUUUCAGCUAUAAAAAUGGUCAUUGGAUUUUUUGUUUUCUGUAUCAUAAUGAUUCUGGUAUCCAUCGCUCUAAUGUCAUAUAUGAGGAAAAAAACAAUGCUUGAUGACAUACUGGUAGCUUCUGUUAACCCGGAUUACCAAUACAUUCAAGAUGAGUGGGAAGUAUCAAGAGACAAUAUAGAAAUUGUGGACGAGUUAGGAGUCGGAGCAUUUGGUAAGGUUUACAAAGGUAUACUCAAACCCAGUAAUUUACCUUGCGCAGUAAAGACUGUAAAUGAUGACGCUUCAUCGUAUGAAACAUUCCUUUUUCUAAGCGAAGCUUCUGUAAUGAAGUCAGUAUCCAAAGCUUAUCACAUUGUCCAUUUAUUGGGAGUCGUCUCAAUCGGUCAUCCACCCCUAGUUAUAAUGGAACUGAUGAGUUUGGGUGAUCUGAAAACGUAUCUGAGAUCAACACGAGAUACCAAUCCUCCCACUAACGCUGUAAUGAUUAACAUGGCGCUUCAAAUAGCCGAUGGAAUGGCUUACAUGGAGGCUAAGAAGUUUGUCCACCGAGAUUUAGCAGCCAGAAACUGUAUGGUAAACCAAGAUUGUGUAGUCAAAGUGGGAGAUUUUGGAAUGACGCGAGAUAUUUAUGAAACCGACUACUACAGAAAGAUCAAUAUGGGUCUGCUUCCGAUACGUUGGAUGCCUCCUGAGAGUCUGCAAGAUGGGAUAUUCACCAGCCAAUCAGAUGUAUGGAGCUACGGCGUAGUUCUGUGGGAGAUAGUGACACUGGCUGAGCAACCUUAUCAAGGGUCCAGCAAUGAUCAAGUACUGAAUGAAGUGAUUGCAGGUCGUAAGCUGGACACACCGAGAAGAUGUCCAGAGACUUUGAGAAACAUCAUGUUGUGUUGUUGGAAAAGAAAACCAUCUCAGCGAAUGACCUUUAUGCAGAUCGUUACUUCUUUGGAGUACUACCACGAUCAGGAAUUUAAGAACGUCUCCUUCUACCACACCCAAGAGGCUCAAGAGCUGAGGAAGAGUUCGACAGAUUACGAAGAGAUGCAAUCUGUUGAUGAUCCGUUGCUAGGAAUUAGAGAAGAUUACUAUAGUAAUAUCCAGAGUUUUGCAAUGCUUCUUACCAAAGUUAAGUCUUACAGUCGAAAUGACGAGGAGUCAGGACCGUCCAGCGACGUCUAAAUAGAUGUUUCAAUGUUUUUGUAAUCACAAUGUUUCUUAAAAUGUUAAGACUGAUAGUGUACUGCCACUUAUAUCGACUGAGUGUUGAAUGUUUAACAACUUUACUUUUGUUUCAAUUCAAAACUAGUUUUUCAAGUAUAGUUAGACAUAUUGCUAGUUGUGUAUGCCAAAUAAGACUUAUUACUUAUAAGGAACUAAGUAUAGAUGGAAAUGUUCUGAACUUUUGAUAGGUACCAUAGGGGCCAAUUUUACGACACAUCUAAGUCAAAUCUGUUAUGUGAAGAAUUACUUUUGAUUUAUCAAUCUAUUACUUUUACCUCAAAGGCUAUCCGCCUUUCAGUUUUUAUAGGCAUAAGUUUUGUAGGAUAAUAAUGAAUUGUUGCCGUUUGAAUAUUGUGUGCCUUACAUGUAUUUGUGCUUAAGUGUUAGUGUGUUUAUAUGUUAACCGUUUUAUUAUUGACUCAACUUUUGCAAAGUAUCACAAUUUUAUUUAGUGAACGUAGUUUCUUUGAGAAUUAUUUAAGGAUUAUUAUGAUAGUUGUUCUUAAGAGUUUACUGUUUUCUGUGGUUUAUUAUCAUAUCAAUCCAGAUUUUAAGUUUGAUGGUCUGAAAUUCUUUUCAGGGCUAUAUUUAUUUGAUGGUUCUAUUAUUAAGAACUAGGUUUUUCUUAUUUUGUUUGUUUGUUAUGUUUUACUUACAAAUGGUUACUUAGUAUUUUUGAUUUUUGCUGGUAAAUUUCAGUAAUCAAGAACUGUCAACAAAACAUCAGAAUAUUUUACUCUUGAUUUUUUAUGAUUUUAAUUUUUUUCAUAUUCCGCUAUUCAUGUACUAUGUUUUUUACAUAGAAAACCGUUUUUAAGACUAUUGACCUUCUUUAAUAAUUCAUGUAGUAAAAUGAUGAUCAUGAUUUGUUGUACACUUGGUAUUUUAAGCUCGGUUUGUAUACUAAUUGUGAGCUAAUGGUGCUGUUUGCAUUUCACUGUAUGUUACCUACUAAUGUAGUCAUGCAUUCCUAUGAAGGUGUUAUAUUUGUGCCAAAGGCGUUAAGUGUUUUU
Molecule: messenger RNA, 8792 nt
Organism: Macrosteles quadrilineatus (aster leafhopper)
Lineage: Eukaryota; Metazoa; Arthropoda; Insecta; Hemiptera; Cicadellidae
Exons: 40
Coding region: 1-7737 (2578 amino acids)
Biological process (GO): protein phosphorylation; positive regulation of kinase activity; cell surface receptor protein tyrosine kinase signaling pathway
Cellular component (GO): signaling receptor complex; membrane
Molecular function (GO): protein binding; transmembrane receptor protein tyrosine kinase activity; ATP binding
Source: RefSeq, a predicted model, not a curated record